AGAAGGGGAAAAUAAAACAUGAAAACACCACUUAAAAAAACAGAAAACUAGAAAACGGAUCUCUAUGGCAAAACUAAAAAGUACAGAGAGAAAGAAAGAAAGAAAAGAAAAACAGUUUAAUUAAUCUGUGAAUUGAAUUGGUUCAAUCCUUCUCGUCUUCUUCAUUUACUGAUCGUUUUCAAAAACCCUAACCAAAUUUGGGCUCAUAAAUUAAGAAUUAUCAUCUUCCAUUCCCAUCCGGAGUCUGAUCAUCUCGCCCAACCACACCCACUCACCAGUCUAUGCAAUGGUGGUCUGUAAAUGCCGCAAGGCUACAAAAUUGUACUGUUUCGUGCACAAGGUCCCGGUCUGUGGAGAAUGCAUCUGUUUUCCCGAGCACCAAAUAUGCGUGAUCCGUACAUACUCAGAAUGGGUAGUAGAUGGAGAGUACGAUUGGCCCCCUAAUUGCUGCCUCUGUCAAGCUGUACUUGAAAGCGGGACUGAUUCUCAGACUACUCGGUUGGGUUGCUUGCAUGUUAUACACACAAAUUGCCUGGUUUCACAUAUCAAAAGUUUUCCUUCGCAUACUGCUCCUGCUGGAUAUGCGUGUCCUGAUCCUGAAUGCUCUACAUCGAUAUGGCCUCCCAAGAAUGUGAAAGACUCAGGAUCUCGCCUACACUCAAAGUUGAAGGAAGCUAUCAUGCAGACUGGCCUUGAAAAGAACUUGUUUGGAAAUCAUCCAGUUUCAUUUCCAGUCUCAGAGUCUCGAAGUCCUCCUCCAGCAUUUGCAUCUGAUCCGCUGACUGCAGUCACUUCUGCAGAUGGCAGGGAAAAUAGCACAGCAAAAAACGAAAUGAACAUGGCUGAAGCAUACCUAAGUGCAACUGGAGCAGGAUCUUUAAAGAUUCCAGGCACAGAUAUUUCAGAGAUAGAAGGCCCCAGUUCAGCAGGAAAUUUUACGAAAAGCACCAGCCCUGUUGGUCCUGGUGCUACAACGCGAAAGGGUGGUCUGGCUUAUGAUCGGCAGAACUCUGAAAUUUCAUAUUAUGCUGAUGAUGAAGAUGGAAAGCAUAGAAAGUACUCACGAAGGGGUUCACUCAGGCAUAAAUUACUCCGAGCAUUAAUACCAUUCUGGUCGAGUGCAUUACCAACUCUACCAGUGACUGCACCACCUCGGAAAGAUGGAUCAGCCUCAAAUGAGACCCCAGAAAGCCGCGUACGGCAUCAAAGACCAUCAAGAAUGGAUCCGAGAAAGAUCCUCCUCUUUAUAGCAAUCAUGGCAUGUAUGGCAACAAUGGGCAUUCUGUAUUACAGAUUAGCUCAAAGAGGUCUUGGUGAUGAAAUGGGUGAAGAUGAGCAGCAGUAGAUUGUGGUUGACUUAAUGAGAGCAUAUUUGUUGGUUUCUUCCUUUGCUGCUUCAUGUUUUUAUCUUUUUGUGUCUAAAUCGAUAACACAUACAAAAUGGAUGAUGUUGUUGGAGAUUUUCAUUCAGUGUCAAAUGACAGUAAAAAAAAAAUAAAAGAAAAAAAAAAUCCCAAUUUGUUAGAUGUAAUCUUUGCUCAUUUUCUUCUUCCAUAUCUUGUUGUUGUCUUAAUUUUAAUCCCUUUGAAGUUGAAAUGGAGAAACAGGUUGAAUCCAA
Molecule: messenger RNA, 1618 nt
Organism: Cannabis sativa
Lineage: Eukaryota; Viridiplantae; Streptophyta; Magnoliopsida; Rosales; Cannabaceae
Exons: 9
Coding region: 287-1345 (352 amino acids)
Cellular component (GO): Golgi apparatus
Source: RefSeq, a predicted model, not a curated record